AUGUCCUUGACUCCUAUAUCUACACCCACGAAAAAAAGAACCAUUACAGAUAUAUCAAACACAUACACUACUAGCAAUAAAGUCGGACUACCUUUGACUCCGACAAAAACACCAACAAAGAAGCAGAAACUUGAUGUCAGAUCAUCUCAGGUUGAAGAACCUUCGUGCAGACGGAAAUUGAUAUUCACUACUGCAUCGACACCAACUAAACUGCCACUGCUCCUCGAGACUCCAAAAUCGACGCCAACUUCAUUAUAUUCGCAAGCCAAGGCAUUGUUUCAAAGGGGUAGCAAGAGCGAACAAUUGAGUCAGGAAUUACAGCUACCUAGUCGUGAGAAGGAAGCUUCCUUCGUCAAUAGUUUCAUUCUCAAGAAUUUGCAAUCAGAGCAAUCAAAUAGUUUAUACAUUUCUGGUCCUCCAGGAACAGGGAAAACAGCACAGGUCAAUUUGAGUUUACAGAAAUAUGAGCAUGACAAGAGUAUAAAGAUUGUACGAAUCAAUUGUAUGACUUUGAAGAAUCCUGAACUGGUUUUCCAUGAAAUCUACGCAUCUUUAAUCAAUCAGCUAAGUAUAUCAUUCACCAAAAGGAAAAGCUACGACGAUUUAUACAAAAUAGUGGACAGUGACAACAAUUUCAAACACAUUGUGCUAUUUCUUGAUGAAUUGGACUCAUUGUUGACCCAGAAUCAGCAAGUAUUAUUCAAACUAUUCCAAUUGGCCAAUUCACAAAGUAAGGUGACAACGAAAACAAAAGUAAUCUUGAUUGGUAUAUCAAACACCCUCGAUUUGAACAACAAGUUUCUUCCCAAAUUGUUUACUAACAAUAUGAUUCCGGAAUCUGUACAAUUUCUACCAUACUCAGCAGCACAAAUUAAGUCGAUUAUAACAGCAAAACUAGCCAAAUUUUCAACUACUAUCUUCCAUCCCGUUGCACUACAGUUUUGUUGCCAAAAAGCCGCUUCCAUCUCAGGAGACUUACGUAAAGCUUUCGAUAUCUGCUACAAAAGCAUUGAGUUAUUGGAGAUGGAACAACGCGACAACUGCGUAGUCAGCGAUGCAAAUGUCAAGCCAGUCAUGAUGUCACAUGUUGCAAAGGUAUGCGCCCAGUUGUUUACAUCAAAUACACCCUUGUCGUCACUUAGUGUGUUGCACAAGUCGAUAUUGUGCCAUCUAUUCAACUUUCAGUUGAUCAAAGGUACCAUCACAAUCAAUCUGUUUUAUGACCACUUCAAGAAACAACAACAAGAUGACCAGAUGCUGCUGAAACUUUUGGGAGUCGUGAAAUCAAGUGAGUUUUUGGAGAUGUUGACAAUGUUGGAGAGUAACAAUUGUAUUGUUAUGGAGUCACUGGGAUUCCAUAAUGAUAAUAAUAAAAAGAUGGUGAAGUUAAAUGUUGAUUAUGAUGAAUUGGCAAAGUCAAUUGAAGGUAUUGGAUUUUUGAAGAAAUUGUUGAAACACUCAAGAGGUUAG
Molecule: messenger RNA, 1470 nt
Organism: Lodderomyces theae
Lineage: Eukaryota; Fungi; Ascomycota; Pichiomycetes; Serinales; Debaryomycetaceae
Gene: CDC6
Product: AAA family ATPase
Exons: 1
Coding region: 1-1470 (489 amino acids)
Biological process (GO): mitotic DNA replication checkpoint signaling; DNA replication initiation; cell division
Cellular component (GO): nucleus
Molecular function (GO): DNA replication origin binding; ATP hydrolysis activity
Source: RefSeq, a predicted model, not a curated record